Messenger RNA from Penicillium griseofulvum, 4023 nucleotides. Its product is annotated as HECT domain protein. The transcript is spliced from 3 exons. Bases 1 to 4023 code for a protein of 1340 amino acids. Lineage: Eukaryota; Fungi; Ascomycota; Eurotiomycetes; Eurotiales; Aspergillaceae. Gene Ontology annotation, molecular function: ubiquitin-protein transferase activity. The record is from RefSeq and is a predicted model, not a curated record.
AUGACAAGGCUCCGCGGAGGUUCCAUCGAUGACCCAGACAUCGCGCGAUCCCCCGGCCACGGGCGAACUCACAGUUAUCGGUCAAAGCUCCCACCAAACGCACCGGAUGUGCUCAUACAGAAUACUAUCGAGGUUUCCGACCCCUCCAGGGUGCUACCACGAUAUCGUGACGAUCGAAGACGAAAAUUUAAUGGCUUGGUGCGCAGGUACAAAGCUCAACUGCUUCACGGCUGCGAUGAUCCCGCAUGUCGAACCUCCACAUGUGCUAGUCAUCGCCGAAGACUCAGUGAAGGUCCGUAUCGUCGAUACACCGAACUGAGUGCGAGGACCCUGGCAUGCUACCUCGCCAGCUUGGACGACGCAGAGACCGGUUUAUGUUUGAACGUGCCUAAGCCACCACCACAAUUGACAGCGGAAGAUUACCAUCGGAUUUCCCUGCGCCGAACACGUACACUUGAAGCACAGACGGCAGUGGCUAACAGAUCACCAAAACUGGAUCAGAACGACGAAGAGUACUCGGCCGGCGAUAUGUCCAGUCCUGCGCACAGUAGAUCAACAGUCCCAGAAGUGGAAGGAGGAGGUUCUUCGGCCCAAAUCCGUGCUGGUGGAAGCUAUAUUCAAGACCUCGACCAUACAGCCGAGCAACAACUAAAAGACCCCAAGUCUUUUACACAGAACCUGUUUGAUACAAUCUCGCUCCGUAUGAUUGAGUGGCUUCCACUUCGCCGUGCUCAAGAUACAUUAGAGUCAACGCCCGAAUCACCCGCACCGGGAGCCGCAGGCCAUUCAUUCACCACUGAGAAUCACCACUGCCAUGCCAAUAAAGUUCCAGGCAGAGAUCUCAAAAUCCCCGGUUCUACACUUACACACCAACCAGGCUCUCAGCCACGUACUCCUUCGUUGCGAACAUCGGGAUCUCACCCCUCCGCGGUCGAGCUCAAGUUUCAGAACCAGCACGUCAAGCGACUAUCUGUCUCUGAGGUUGACCAUUGGCGCCAGAGUCCACGUUCAAGCCUUGACGAUAAAAGGAAACCAGAAUUCAACAAGAAACUUCCAGUGGCUUCGUCUGAUGAGUUCAUCAACUUACCCUCGCCACCGGCGUUAAAGCACCGUCCGCAGAAGCACCGCGGAAGGAUUGGGGACGUCGAUCCAGCUCCUCUGAAGGAUCAGCGCAAGAGCCAACGGCGUGUCUCCUGGGACAGUCAGAAGCUGCUCGAUGAAGUAUCCCCUAUCAAUAGUACGGCGAGUACGGAACUCGUGCCUCCUCCUUCUCUUCCUCCUUCUGUUGUCCAAUCUCCCAGUGAGCACAAGACAAAGCAAACUCCCGUCGAACCCUCGCUAGACACGAUCCCGCUGGCUCAGGCGUUGACUCAUCUUACACCCGAGAUCAUCGAUGGUCUGUCACAAGUCAUGAUUGAAUCUGCCGAAGAUGCUGAUUGCUGGGAGGAGGAGCUCGAUCGUAUCCAGUGUGCUGGCAGUUUUGAGCAGCCCGAUUGGCGUUUUGCAACUCUACGUCAACGCGAAGUAUUUCCGUUCGUUGCUCAAAGUGCAUUUUUCGUGCUCAGUAGCCCCAAUCAGAUCCUCCGCUCCUUUGGUAGCGAGUCAAGGGAUAUCAUCGGGGCUACGUUCAGUCGUCUUGAUGUUUCCCGUUUGCAUUCAUCGCUGCAACGCCUGUUUAUAAUUUGCCCAUGGGAUAUUGCGCUACACAGCCUAUGGACCUCUCUGGACAAACUCUUUGUUCCCCCACGGGAAUUUACCUCUUCUGGGCGGCCAUCCCGCCGAUCGUCUCGUUGUUCGACUAUGACAGGACCUGCGCCCCCUCCAGUUGUACCCCGACGAAUUUCUGAGUCUGCCAAUGACGAUCAUCUGUCGGAUCCUGAGGCCGCCUACAUUACCACAGUUGUCUUGUUUGCUUUGGUCAGCUUUAUGCCUAAUAUUGACUUGGGAACUUGGAAAACGAUCGUUCGUAUGCGUGCCGCUGGGUCUGUUGCUUCACUAUCGGACAUGCGCAAGCUACCCCCGAAGAAUGCUCAGGAAGCUAUCGAGGUGACGGACAGAUUCGAGCACGAAUUAGGACUCCGCCUCAUUAAUCGUCUCGUGCGGGCUCUCACUGCACGACUAGCAUACUAUGAAAUCUCCAAAGCCCGCCAAGUAUACAGCCUAGACCUACCAAAACAGCCUAGGCCCAGCGUGCUGGACCUCGUGGUUGACUAUCUUAGUGAGCACCACAUGUCUCAUACUGCCGGCAGCGAUGAGUCCCGUGAGUCUGUUAGCCCCGCCUCACUCAUUGUUGAGUGGCUUCGCACUCUUUUUCUGCGCGAAUGGGAUGGCAAUCCUGAAAUGGCUCGUAGCAGCCCAGCCGGUGGUGCUGUCCAGAUUCUAGCCUCAAUGUACAAGGAACGAAACCGGUUAGGUCUUUUACCCGAAGACUUCCAUACACCCCUUCUUACAGAGCGUCUGGACCCUUUGGAUAUGCCUGUGGCAUGGGUCGGUAGCCUCUCGAACAACCGAACGAUGCAUCUUCUGUCAUACUCGUUCCUCUUCCCUCCAUCAUCUCUCGUGAUCUAUUUUCGUGCUUUGAACUAUUCCGCCAUGACCAAGUCCUAUGAGGCUGCUAUGACCACCACGAGACAUGUCACCCAGACUGCCUUCGGCGCUAUUCAAAUUUCCGAUGACCCUCGACUCCUCACCCGCAUGAAAACAUCCAUGUCCACUUACCUUGUUCUUGUUGUCCGCCGGGACAAUAUUCUCUCCGAUGCCUUGAGCCAGUUAUGGCGGCGUGAAAAGCGCGAACUCAUGCGACCCUUAAAGGUGCAAAUGGGCAUGGAUGAAGGAGAAGAGGGACUUGACCAUGGUGGCGUUCAACAAGAGUUCUUCCGUUUGCUCAUGGGUCAAGCUUUUGAUCCAUCUUAUGGCAUGUUUACAGUUGAUACUCAACACCGCAUGUCUUGGUUUCAACCGUGCUCAUUGGAACCGCUUUAUAAGUUUGAACUUAUUGGUCUGUUGAUGUCUAUUGCAAUUUACAACGGCCUAACCCUCCCCGUGAACCUUCCCACUGCCUUUUAUCGCAAAGUGUUGGGCCUAAAAGUGAAGCAUCUAGACCACAUUCGAGAUGGAUGGCCGGAGCUUAGUCAAGGACUCGACACAUUAUUGGCAUGGAAAGAUGGCGACGUGGGCGAUAUUUUCACACGAACUUACGAGUUCAGCUUCGAAGUGUUUGGAAGUAUAGAGACAAUCGAUAUGCAAAAGGUUAAUCAUGAUGCGCCGUGGCCUCUUGCUAGCAAAAUCGCCACUCCGGCUCCGGCUCCGGUUCCUGUCGCGGGUUCUAGCGCCUGGAUAGAUGUGCCGGCUUACUGCGACUCUGAGAUAUUGAGGUCAGCAACCUCCAUGGCAGCCGAGGAGGCUACGGACGUCACAUCCCGUGAACCCGCGUCAGGCACUACCACAAAGUCGGUGCCUGAGUCCAUAUCACUUCAGUCCUCUCGGCACCCAACUGAAGAGGCCGCCCUUGUGACCAAUCAAAAUCGACAUGAAUUUGUCAAGGAUUACAUCUUCUGGCUCACGGAUAAAUCCAUUCGACCACAAUUUGAAGCUUUCCAGAAGGGGUUCAACAUGUGCCUGGAUCGAUCGGCUCUGUCCAUCUUCUCCCCGGAAGCUCUCAAAACCGUGGUAGAAGGUAUCCAAUCUAUUGACAUAAAGGAGCUCGAGAACCAUACCCGGUACGAGGGUGGAUUUGGUCCGGAUAAUCGUGUCAUUCGUGACUUCUGGGAUAUUGUCCAAGGAUACCCCAAUGAAAAGAGGGCCCAGUUACUCGAAUUCGUCACUGCUAGUGACCGAGUCCCCGUCAACGGGAUCUCAAGCAUUAUGUUUGUGAUUCAGAAAAAUGGCGUCGGAGAUUUACGUCUUCCUACCAGCUUGACUUGCUUUGGACGCUUGCUUUUGCCAGAGUACUCGUCAAGGCAGGCCUUGGCGAAGAAGCUUGACAAGGCUCUCGAAAAUGCCCAAGGAUUUGGCGUUGCAUAA